Molecule: messenger RNA, 1717 nt
Organism: Aspergillus brunneoviolaceus CBS 621.78
Lineage: Eukaryota; Fungi; Ascomycota; Eurotiomycetes; Eurotiales; Aspergillaceae
Product: cytochrome P450
Exons: 2
Coding region: 95-1717 (540 amino acids)
Molecular function (GO): oxidoreductase activity, acting on paired donors, with incorporation or reduction of molecular oxygen; monooxygenase activity; heme binding
Source: RefSeq, a predicted model, not a curated record
CUCCCGCUUCCUACUGCCGGGGUUCCACCCCAAUCUCUUCCAACCAACCUCCUCCUCCUCCUUCUACAAUUCUCUCAGAAAGAGGCCAUCCAGCAUGGAGCUUUUGAUGUUGUUCGGGCUGAUCGCUUUCCCGAUCUUCCUCGUUGCCACCUGUUUCCAGCGAGCGGCUACAGAGAAUACGCUUCCCAACCGGCUCAUCUCGUGGGUUAUCGAUGUCUACCUCCGCGUGCGCUUCCCCAUCAAGUCGGCCGACGGGCAGACGACGAUCCCCGGAUGCCGGUACGUGUACCCGAACGGACAAGGCAACAUGGCCAAGUUCUACCAGGACCAGUCGGUGCAGUGGCGCGAGCAGUUCGGGGCCAUCUACCGGAUCUGGAACGGGAUGCGGCCCGAGGUGAUCGUCGGGUGCCCGGAAGACAUCAAGGCGAUCUUCCACGACUCGGGCCAACACCUCAAGGCCCAGGACAUGAACGCCGGGUGGCUGGCGGGCGCGCUCAUGGGCCAGUGUCUGGGGCUGGUCAACCAGGACCGGUGGGCGCGCAUGCGCGCCGCCAUGGCCGAGCCGUUCCACCAGCGCACUGCCCCGUCGUACAUCGGGCUGAUGGAGAAGCGCGUGCAGCAGGCGCUGGACGCGAUCGAGGCGCAGAAGUUGCAGUCGCCGCCCCAGCCCGACGGGACGCCGGCCGCCUCCUUCGUGGUGGACCCCGCGCAGGAGCUGCUGUACCUCCCCUUCUUCAUCCUGGGCGACAUCCUGUACGGCGCGAUGGAUGAGGCGAUGGAGCGCGAACUGCGCGAGCUGGCCGAGCUGCGCGACGCGCUGUGGAAGCAGGCGAUGGGCGGCGGGCUGGCGCGCUACGCCAUCGGGCGAUACCUGCCGGCGCCGCGGCGCCAGCGCCAGCUGCACGAGUUCCACGCGCGCUGGAAGGCGUUCAACGACGGGGCGGUCCACCGCGCGACCGCCACGCACCACCCGGACGCGCCGAUCGUGGCGCUCUACCGCGCGGUGGCGGACGGGCAGCUCUCGGAAACCGAGCUGCUGCACACCCUGGACGAGCUGGUGUUCGUCAACCUGGACGUCACGGUCGGCAACUUCUCGUGGAACCCGGUGUUUCUGGCGGCGCACGCUGCGGUGCAGCGCGAGGUCGUGGCCGAGAUCCGCCAGGCCCGCCGCCGGCGCGACGACGACGGAGAUGGCGGCGGCGGCGGUGGCUGGAAGGGAUACCUGGCCAGCUCGUCGACGCUGCUGCAGGCGGCGAUCCUCGAGUCGGCGCGCCUCAAGCCCAUGGCCUCAUUCGCGGUGCCCCAGGCCUGCCCGACCGACCGGCUGGUGGGCGGGUUUGUGAUCCCCGCCCACACCGAGAUCGUCGUCGACACCGAAGCCCUCAACGUCCACAACCCGGUCUGGGGCGCCGACCGCUACGACUACCGCCCGCGCCGCUUCCUGGACAAGAGCCCCGUCGCCUGGCGCUACCAUUUCUGGCGCUUUGGCUUUGGGCCCCGCCAGUGUCUGGGCCGGCAUGUGGUGGAUCUGCUGCUGAAGAUCCUGUUGGCCCAGAUUGUCGAGCGCUACGAGCUGCUCCCGGCCUGGACGGAGAGUGAGAAGCCCGCCGGCGAGAAGAUGGAGUAUCGCUCCUGGGAGAAGAAUCCCGAUGUCUGGAUGAAUCUGGCGAUGCAGCCCAUUGCGUGGAAGAAGCGGGCGGUGGAGAGCGAGCUGUGA